AUGGGCUUUUAUUUAUUUGUGUUCUGUGCUCUAUGUGUUGGUGCGACAUAUGUGACGAGCGUGACAGAAAUUAAAAUUGGAACCUUAUUAAUAUCUGAACACCAUGCACCUUACACAAUGGAAAGAGUAGGCCCAGCACUGGAUGUAGCUUUUGAUGAAAUCAACUCGAAUAUCCUAAAUGAGAGUUAUAAAUUGGUGCAAGUAAAAGUAGCUUAUGAUAAUAUUUGUAACGCACGUUACGCUACAGGUGUAGCUUCUAAACUGUAUUAUGAAGAAAAGAUUGUAGCCUUGAUCGGACCAGCUUGUUCCUAUGCUUUAGAUGGUGUUGCCAGAUUAGCAGGCUUUUGGAAUAUUCCAAUUGUUACAGGUUUAGGAGAUGGUGGGAUGUUUAAAAAUAAAACUGACUAUCCAACAUUAACCAGGUUUUCCUACUGUCAAUGUCGGAUGAGGAAGGUGUUUGGAAGUGUGUUUAAACAGUUUAACUGGACUGAUAUUGUUGUAAUCUACGACGUUAAUGACGGUCAUACUGAUAUCCUGGGAAACACUUUAAAAGAAGGUCUACAAAAGGGCGGUAUAUUUCCUUUCAUGAUACCAUAUUAUGGGAAAGAAAAUAAUAACUUCAGUUCCAUUUUACAAGAAGCAUCAGUACAUGCGAGAAUCAUAGUACUAAUAGUACCCGGGGAGUCGUUAAGACAAUUUUUAUUGGCAGCCUUUGGACUGGGUUAUACCACUGGAGAUUAUGUCUUCUUUGAUGUAGAGUUAUUCUCCUUUCCGGGUCAAUACUGGGGUAACCACGACUGGAGAAGAGGCGAUGACAAAGAUACCGAAGCUAAAACCGCCUUUGAAUCAUUAUUAAGAGUCUCCUGGCAAGAACCAUCAGGAAUGGGGUGGAUGAACUUUUCUUGUAAUGUAAAAGACAUCGCUCUAAGCAAAUAUAAUUACAGUUUUGGUGAUGAAAAGGUGAAUUUCUUUGUGGGGUCGUUCCACGAUGCUGCAGUACGACUAGGAUUAGCUAUAAAUGAAACAUUAAGUACUGGUGGUAAUCUAUCAGAUGGUUAUACUAUCACUAGACUGAUGUGGACAAAAACACUGCCAGGUGUAACUGGACCUGUUAUUAUUGAUAAUAAUGGAGAUCGAGAUACAGAUUUUGCCAUUUUAGAUAUGGAUCCAAUUGAUGGUAACUUCAAGGUUGUGGCCAACUACUGGGGGGCGAAUCCUGGAUACAAUGCUGUUGAUCAUCGUUCUUAUCACUGGCCUGGUAGAGAUACACCGCCACCAAAUACUCCUCGCUGUGGAUUUACUGGUACCAAUCCAGUCUGUAAAUCACCAGAUACAAGUGAAAAGUUCAUAUGGACAAUAAUAUCUGUGUUUGUGUUUAUUAUAACAUGCUUAAUUGUCGGUUUCUUUGUAUACAGACGUUAUAAAUGGGAACAAGAUUUAACCAACAUGGCGUGGCGAGUUCAGUAUGAGGAUAUCAGAUUUAAAUUAUUAGAUGGUGUCAGCAGUAGAACAUCCAUGGCGAGAAUAUCUGAUACAUUUUGUGCUGACGUUGUACACGAAUCAUCCGUAACUUUGGGAAUUUAUAAGGGAAGAACGGUGGCUGUUCAAAAAGUUGACAAAGAAAAGAUUGUUUUGACACGCGAUGUACUAUUGGAGCUAAAACAGGUACGAGAUCUUCAUCAUGAGAAUUUAAGUAGUUUUAUUGGGGCGUGUAUCGAACCUGGUCAUAAUUAUGUUUUAACAGAAUAUUGUAACAAAGGAAGUUUACAGGAUGUGUUGGGAAAUGACACACUAAAACUAGACAUGAUGUUUAGACUGUCCAUGUUACGAGAUAUUGCAAUGGGUAUGGCAUUUAUUCAUAAAUCUGAUCUCAAGAUUCACGGAUUUCUCAAUUCUUCCAAUUGUCUUGUGGAUGGAAAAUUUGUACUAAAGAUCACGGAGUUUGGUUUACCGACAUUUUUCCGAGAUAAAAGAUACAGCCAAAGUAAAGAAAAUAUGGAAAUGUUAUUAUGGGUAGCACCAGAAGUACUAAGACAGGCACCAUUUAUGCAAUCAACACAGAAGAGUGAUGUUUACAGCUUUGGUAUCAUUAUGGAAGAAAUGAUACUACGUUCUAUACCCUUUGAUACUUAUAGGGCAUUACUUGAUGUACAAGAUAUUGUCGAUAAAGUAAAGGAUGACUGUGCGCCAUAUUUUAGACCCAAAGUAUCGGAAAGCCAAGCGCCUAAAGGGUAUAUAGAACUGAUGAAGAAAUGUUGGAGUGAAAUACCCGAUGAACGACCAACUUAUGAUGGUAUUGCCAAGCAAUUGAAAGAAUUACAGGGAGAUAAGAACAUAAGUUUAGUGGAGGCUCUAGUCCUGCGUUUAGAAGAAUAUGCAUCAAAUCUGGAAAAUCUAGUGGCUGAAAGAACGACACAGCUCAUAGCCGAGAAAAAGAAAUCAGAAACAUUAUUAUAUCAAAUACUUCCAAAACCUGUAGCCGAUCAGUUAAAGCAAGGCAAAUCAGUAGUACCAGAAACCUACGACUGUGUAACUAUAUAUUUUAGUGAUAUUGUUGGUUUUACUGCCCUGUCUUCAGAAAGCUCGCCAAUGGAGAUUGUGAACUUCCUUAAUGAUUUGUACGUGAUGUUUGAUAGUGUUGUAGAUUAUUAUGAUGCAUAUAAAGUAGAAACAAUAGGAGAUGCCUAUAUGGUUGUAUCUGGUUUACCUAUUAGAAAUGGUGAACAACAUGCUGUAGAGAUAUCUAGAAUGUCGUUAGCCUUACUGGACGGUAUUAAAUCAUUUACAAUCAGACAUCGCCCUCAGGAUAUGCUUAAACUAAGGAUAGGCAUCCACUCCGGUCCGUGUGCGUCUGGUGUAGUGGGAUUAAAGAUGCCGAGAUAUUGUCUAUUUGGUGAUACAGUAAACACUACCUCUAGGAUGGAAUCUACUGGUGAAGCUCUAAAGAUUCAUAUUAGUGAAAAAACUAAAUCAAUUCUAGAUAGAAUGGGCAAUUUUAUAACAGAAUAUAGAGGCAGCAUAGCCAUGAAGGGAAAAGGUGAACAGACUACGUAUUGGCUUGUUGGUGAAAAGUCCUUUUGA
This is a messenger RNA of Lottia gigantea (owl limpet), 3081 nucleotides long. RefSeq lists its product as hypothetical. The coding region runs from base 1 to 3081 and encodes 1026 amino acids. Gene Ontology annotation, cellular component: membrane. Gene Ontology annotation, biological process: protein phosphorylation; cGMP biosynthetic process; receptor guanylyl cyclase signaling pathway. The record is from RefSeq and is a predicted model, not a curated record. The transcript has 23 exons. Gene Ontology annotation, molecular function: protein kinase activity; peptide receptor activity; guanylate cyclase activity. Lineage: Eukaryota; Metazoa; Mollusca; Gastropoda; Lottiidae.